AUGCCAAUGAGCCGCGAGGGCGUGCGGCUGUGUGACCCCUCGAGCCCCGCUCGGCCCCGUCCUCACCCCACAGCCCACAGCCAGCCGGGGGUGUCCGCGGGGCUGGGGGGCGCCGCCGAGGAAGGAAGCGGCCUGCCCGGCUGCCCGGGGCCCUGUGGCUCCGGGGGCCGAAGCGCUUGCCAUCGAGGUCUGGGGACACAUCCCGGCCAGCCCCCCGCCGGGGCUGGGCCCGGAGACGCCCAGGGGGCCCGCUGCACCCUGGGCCAGCACACCCUGGCAGACCCGCCGCGGCGAGGGGGCUCCGUCCCGGCCCCCGGCGAGCGGGAGGCCUUGCACCCCUGUGCCCCGGGCAGUGGUUUGGCUGAGGGUCCCCACGGCCGCACCGACCGCAUUGGGGGAGAGAAGCCCAGGGUCCCCAUCCUGGUCUUUCGCAGCAGCUUCGAGCAGGACUGUGGAGCCCCUGCCUGCCUGUGUGGCCCCCCGGGGGUGCAGGGCCCCGGCCCAGGCCCGGCGGACCCCCGGCCGCGGGUGCUGAUCGGCUGCGUGACGUCCCUGGUGGAGGGGGCCGGCUACAUCAGCCAGAGCACCUACUUCUCCCUGGACAGCGUGUGUGAGGGUUUCGAGCCCUGCAAGGGAGACUGGGUGGAGGCCGAGUACUGGAUCCGGCCGGGCGCCUGGCGCAGCGAGGCCGUGUCCGUGAGGCCGCUGAGAUACAAGCGCGUGGACAAGGUCUGCAUCUCCAGCCUCUGUGGGCGCAACGGGGUGAUCGACGACAGCAUCUUCUUCACGCUGGACUCCCUGAAGCUGCCCGAGGGCUACGUGCCCCGACGCCAGGACGUGGUCAGCGCGGUGGUGGUGGAGAGCAGCCAGUCCUGCUACUCCUGGCGGGCCCUGUGCAUGACGCCCGAGUGCCCACGGGAGGCGCCCGUGGGGGAGGGGCCUUCCAAGGAGGCCUGCAGCGCCCACCUGCUGAGCGACAAAGGCGACAUGGCCGUCACCAGGGCGACCAGCUUCGGGACGCUCCGGGAAGGCGGCAGCAGGGACCUGGGCAUCUGGAUAGAGAACAGAGGUGCCGUCCCGCAGAGCCUGGUCAGCUGCAAGCUGGCCGGCUGGGAUAAAGCGAAGCAAUUCAGAUUUCGAAAGCUGGACAGAGACCCCACCUGCCCGGGGGCGUCCCCGGUGUCCGACCCUGAGGGGGAGAAGCCCUCCUCAGACACGAGCGUCCCUGUGGCUGACGGCCGCCAGGAAAGCAAGAGCCUGCCGGCGCCGGCGUUGGGGGACGGUGUGGACAGUGCCGGCGAGCUCCCGCCAGGUAGCCGCCCAGCGCUCAGGCUGCUGCCGUUGGGGGCAGGCGUCCUGCCUGUGAGCCCUGCCGGCGGCCUCCACGGCCCUGCCGGCUCCCGGGCCGGCGCCCACCGCUCGCCACUGACCUCCCCAGCAGGUGACUGUGCCGGUGGGGGGCCGCAUGGGGAGCCGGACCAGGGGGUCUCCGGGCAGCAGGCGGCGGAGCCCAGUGGACUCAUCCCCCCUGGCGGGAAAGUCCUGCUCGUGGUCACCUGCCACGCCAAGAACCCGGGGCGCUGCAGGGAGCUGCUGCUGCUCUGCUUCUCCCACUGCGUCGUGGGGCGCCUCCUGGAGGUGAGCGUGGUCAGCGGGCAGGAGGCGCUGCUGGCCGCGCGGGAGCCCUUCUCCUGGAGGAAGUCGCGGAGCCCCCCCGCCCCCGCCGCCGCCAAGACCACCGUGGUGGUGACCACACAGAAGAGGAACUCGCGGCGGCAGCUGCCCAGCUUCCUGCCCCAGUACCCGAUCCCAGACCGGCUGCGCAAGUGCGUGGAGCAGAAGAUUGACAUUCUGACCUUCCAGCCGCUGCUGGCCGAGGUGGGCGCCUCGCCUCUGCCCGGCCCCCAGCCCCGCCGGGUCACCCCUGGGUCGCGCCCGUGGUUCACAGGGACCCAGAAGGGGCCCCAGGGGGUGCUGGGCACAAGGGUGGGGGCGGUCCCCCCAGGAGGGAGCCAGGGAGGACAGGUCUGUCCUGGGCACGGUGGCACUAGCCCCACCCGUGCUUCCGCCAGCCAGCGCGGCCCUGCGUUUGGCUCUCGCUCCGCCGUCCUCGCAGCGGGGUUUGGGGCGUCCCGGCCCACCCUGCGCCGUGCCUUCGGCUCCUCCCCUGGCCCGAGCCCCCACGUUCUUCCUCGGAAAGCCGCGGGUGGCCACCGCGCUCCGAGGCGUGGGCGUGACCGGCCCAGGCCCUGGGCAAGCCGACUUCCCGCCCGGCCUGCGUGGUGGCCGCCAGCGCGGACUCGAGGCGGGCCUGCUGUCCCCUCCCGCAGGACCACCAGCCGACGCUGUCACUUUGCGCUGGAGCAGGCCGUGCACCUGGGUGUGAAGGGUAGGACCCCCCGCACCCCAGCCAAGUCGCGCGUUGGGCCCACGUGCCCUGCCGCCCAGGCUGGCGCUUUCCAAGGACAGUGGCCGCGCGGCCGGGUACUGCGGGACCGAGAUGUGCCCCCGGCCUCUCAGGGGCGUCGUUUGCAGCACCCCAAGCCCCAGCAGAGCUGGCCUGGAUGUCCUAGCCUGAAGCUCGGCCAGACGGUCGCGGGGGCCCGGCGGGCAGGGGCAACCGCGGCCCGGGGCCGGGAGCGGGCGGGAGUGAGGACGCCUCCCGCGCAGAUGGUCCUGGACGCCAUCAAGCCCUACUGCAAGGAGGGGGAGGACAUCUGGCGGGCCUCUCGCUACCGCGUGGUCAUCACCACCUGCAGCAGCGCCGGCCUCUUCUACCAGAUUGGCGUGAGGGUCGGCCACUUCACCCACGUGUUUGUGGACGAGGCGGGGCAGGCCAGCGAGCCCGAGUGCCUCAUCCCGCUGGGGCUGGUCUCGGACGUCAGCGGCCAGAUAGUCCUCGCGGGCGACCCCAUGCAGCUGGGCCCGGUCAUCAAGUCGCGGCUGGCCAUGGCCUACGGGCUGCACGUGUCCAUGCUGGAGCGGCUCAUGUCCCGGCCGGCCUACCUGCGGGACGAGGACGCCUUCGGGGCCUGCGGCGCCUACAACCCCCUGCUGGUGACAAAGCUGGUGAAGAACUACAGGUCCCACUCGGCCCUGCUGGCCCUGCCGUCCAGGCUGUUCUACCACCGCGAGCUCGAGGUCUGUGCGGACCCGGGGGUGGUAGCCGCCCUGCUGGGCUGGGAGAAGCUGCCCAAGAAGGGGUUCCCGCUCAUCUUCCACGGCGUCAGGGGCAGCGAGGCGCGGGAAGGGAGGAGCCCGUCCUGGUUCAACCCCGCCGAGGCCGUCCAGGUCAUGCGCUACUGCUGCCUGCUGGCCCGCAGCCACGCCCGCCGGGUGCUGGCCGGCGACAUCGGCGUCAUCACCCCCUACCGGAAGCAGGUGGAGAAGAUCAAAAUCCUCCUGCGAAACGUGGACCUGACGGACAUAAAGGUGGGGUCGGUGGAGGAGUUCCAGGGCCAGGAGCACCUGGUGGUCAUCAUCUCCACGGUGCGGUCCAACGAAGACAGAUUUGAGGACGACAGGUACUUCCUGGGCUUCUUGUCCAACUCCAAGAGGUUCAACGUCGCCAUCACCAGGCCCAAAGCCCUGCUGAUUGUGCUGGGGAACCCCCACGUCCUGGUCCGGGACCCCUGCUUCGGGGCGCUGCUGGAGUACAGCAUCACCAACGGCGUGUACACGGGGUGCGACCUGCCCGCCGAGCUGGAGUCCCUGCCUGCGGCCGAGCUGGACGCCGCGCGCGAGACGCAGCCGCGCCGCCUCAGGGCCCUGCACCCCUCAGCCGGGCACCACGGCCCUAAUAAACACUGCAGCGGACCCCGGCGUGGCUUUGUGGGGGGAGCGGACCCUGGCGUGGCCUUUGCGGCUGCUGAUGCUGCCGCCCCCCCCGUCCGGGGCGGCGGCCUGUGGCCAGGGCCCGAGCGACCGCGUCUGGAGGGCCAGGAGGGGUGGGGCAGCCUCUACGGGGGCGUCUCGCAGGUGAAAUGUGGGGUCCUGCCGUGGGUGGUCACCUGGAGAUCACCUGGCUGCCCCCGGGGCCGCCUUGUGCACCUGGCGCUGCUGGGUGAGGCGGCCACCUGGGACCACUGCCAGUGGCUGGGGCCGCCGAUGGCAGCGGUGGGGCCCCACAGUAGCUAG
Messenger RNA from Condylura cristata (star-nosed mole), 4137 nucleotides. It is a transcript of the gene MOV10L1, whose product is annotated as Mov10 RISC complex RNA helicase like 1. Lineage: Eukaryota; Metazoa; Chordata; Mammalia; Eulipotyphla; Talpidae. The record is from RefSeq and is a predicted model, not a curated record. Gene Ontology annotation, molecular function: helicase activity. Bases 1 to 4137 code for a protein of 1378 amino acids. The transcript is spliced from 23 exons.